CCGCCCGCCAUCAUGGGUGUGGCGGCAGCGUCGCGUCAUCGCCACAGUCGGGCUAGGAGACCACACGGCCUCUUCGCCAUGACGAAUACGGAGCUAGCUCUGCUUCUAAGGUUGGAACUACAAGACCUCACUUAAACCUGGAGCCAUGGGUAGAACAUACCUUGUUGAGGAGAGUAUUGGGCAGUAUUUGACGGAGCUCAGCACGAAGGUGAAGCCAUAUGUCACGGGCUUGUUGAUAGGGCAGUGCUCCCCACAACGGGACUAUGUCAUUCGGGCUGUGCGAACCCCUCUCAAGGAGCAGCAGGAGGAGGAGAGUGUGGGCCCUCCCAAGCUGGCAUCCCUGGAUGAGGAGUGGAUCACCACACAUGCCAGUCAGGUGUCCAGAAUGCUCCCUGGGGGGUUGCUGGUUCUUGGUGUGUUUAUGAUUGUAACUCCAGAGCUGGCAAAAGACGGUCAAAAUGCUUUGCGCAAGCUAAUCUUCUCAGUGGAAAAGUCCUUGAGUAAAAGAAGGCUCUGGAAACCUGCUGAGGAGGAGGUCUCAGACAGAGCAGCACUUCAAAUCUGUUCUGCUACAAAAAAAGUAGUUUGCCGCACCUACGAUGUUCAGGACCCAAAGAGUUCAGCUAAACCAGCAGACUGGAAGUACCAGAGUGCUCUGACUGCUUCCUGGGUAGCUUUGGGCUGCACAGUAAAUGUGAACAUCCAUAUUCCACUUCUUGCUACUUCCCCCAACCACGACCUGGAGAAGAAUACCAAGAAUGGGUUAAACCGAUGGUCAAAACAGAUAGAAGACAGUGUUUUUCUGAUCAAUGGCCAAGUUAAAGAUGAGGAUACAGAACUGCUGGAAGGGCAGAAAAAGUUCAGAGGAAAUACUCAGCCCAGCACUCAGUUUUCUGAUGUCAAGGUUCUGACACAGCUGUGCCAGGGUGCCAAUGCCAGGUCCACAGCGACGGUGCAAGUGUGCAGCGGUUCCAUAAACCUCCGGGGAGCUGUGAAAUGCAGGGCCUACAUCCAUAGCAACAAGCCCAAGGUUAAAGAAGCCAUUCAGGCUUUGAAAAGAGACAUAAUAAACACAUUGAGUGAUCGGUGUGAAAUACUGUUUGAAGAUCUGAUUUUAAAUGAAGGACCUCAGAAAAAAAAUUUUGAGAGGGAAUAUCAUGUCUUGCCUCAGAGGCUGUUUGUCCCAGUUGCUGGAUCCAGUGUGAUGCUCAGUGAUUAUAAGUUUGGUGAUGAGGCUGCUGGAGAAAUCCAGGAACGUUUUGUGGAGAUGUUGGAUCAGCCUGUACAAGCUGAAGAUAUGCACAUAGCUGAAGACAUUAGCACAGUGCAGCCAUGGCUGCAGCUCAUGAGCUGCUGUAGAAACAUGAAGAGAUGGUUAACCAACGUUUGCAUGUGCCACUCUGCUCAUGAAUUAGAGGGGAUCCUUUAUUGACAAAUAAAGUCUUAAAAAAUAUCCUGUAAAAUUUUAUUUUUUACAUUAAUAUAUAUAUUUACACUUUCAGUAGUUCAUCUUUUUAGUGCUAAUUAGUUUUGAGACAAAUUAGAAUAAGGUGAGUGAUUUAGUCAAAUCUGCUGUUUUUUCACUACAGAAUUAAAAACACUUUAAUAAUUCUUCUAGCAAAACAUUCAUAUAGUCUAAUGUGUCUUUCAAGAAGUUUUUAUGCUACACCUGAUGUUUUUUAAAAUGCCAAAUACCUUUCUUUAUUCUCGGUGUUUUAAUUUAUGUACCAAAUGCAGUGCCCAAACCUGAAGAUUUGUGGUUCACCUGGAGUGAAAACAAAAUUGAGAGCACUUUCCAUUUUCUACUGCAUGUCUUACAAGUUUGUGGUCUGAUUAUGAGACUGCUAUAUUAAUUUUAAUACAGAUAUUUUGCCAUAAUCUAGUUAUGGAACUCUUCUUCCUUAAUAUUUCUUGUUUAUAUAAUUCCCUGUUGGGUUUUUUUUCCCUUGCAAUGUUGAUUUCAAUGUAGAAUUCAAAUAUGACGCUGAAAUGCACCUAAUAACAUUUCCUGUGGUCUUAUGGAAGAGAUUUUACUCCCCUUUUUUUUUCCCCCUUCAACAUGCAUAUAAACUGCAGAUUCCAGUUUUAUAAUUCAAAUAAAUCAAAAAUCCAACACUAAUUCUCAGAUAAGAACUGUGAACACUUUUUAAUGUUGGUAUUUAGGGACAAAAACUGGGCAAUGUAACCAUUACUUGCUGCGCAGGUUGAACUGUGAGUGUUGAUAUUCUCCUUGACUUACACGUUAACUUGGAGGGGGCUUUGAGUUUCCUAAUUUCAGAGCUAACAAUAAAUUCUUGUCUUUCUAAAUGAAUCAGCUCUCCCCAGGCUUUAACUAGACCUUUUAGCUGUGAAGUGACUCAUCCUCUUGAGUAGUAAGAGGUGUACAGGAACCUCAAGGAAAACAGGAAAGCCAAUAAAAAUCUCUCUGGCAUUAUUAGAGUAACUUUAAUACUCUUAAAACUAAUUACUACUGAGCUUUAAGGAAUCUGUGUAGCUUAAAGAAGCAAAUGAGUAUUGUUGUAGCAGUGGAGAGAAGUGUGGGAGGAGAGUGGUGAUGAGUCAGUUCAGCUUUAUUGCUUAUGUAAGGUUGUGUGAGCUGCAGGUAGGAAGGAAGCACCUUUCUACUCACAGCAGGGCAUCCCAAAGAUUUGUCCCAACAAUAGGUGUGAUGGCAACAGAAAGAGCUUGGGUGUUCUUGUAGAGUGCUGCUUGUAGAGUUAACUGGGGGGUAUUUAUAUUCCUUUUCUUUUAAAGAAAAGCAAAUAGAAGUAGGUGUGUAUUUUCUUUAAAAAAAAAAAAACCCAACCCACAAAUUAAAAUAAUUGCAUAGAAGAGAGUAAAAACAUGCAAGGGGAUUUUGGGAAAGCCUGGCCUUGUCUUGGUGAUCACCACAAAGUUUGUCCGUUGAAUGGGCUCUGUUAAUAGCAGUGAUAUCAAUAAUACUGUCAACACAGCACUGUUCAUUCUGAUAAUUAAUGUUGAGGCAUCAGUCACAUCAGUGACACAUCAGUGUGGUUUAUUAAAAUCACAAGUUAUUUAUACACUUUUAUCGCACCAGGAAGGUCAUUUUAGAAAGAGUCUGGUUAAAUGCAUGCAAAGUGUUCUGCAUUCUAAAAAAAAAAAAUCCCAGUAAUUAUGGGAUUUGAUUUUUAUUGUUGCCUUGGUAUGAAAUGUCUUAAGUAUUGCUGUGAACAUGUUUUUUGUGUUAUAAUAAGAGUUUGUGGUUUGUCUUGUGCAAAGGCUUUUCCAGUGCAUCAUUUUGUCUUAGGAAGCAUGUGUUGUUUCUCUAACUUUGUUAAUAACAGUCAAUAUUCAGUAAUUGGUUUGUAGGGAAUUUUGUCAUCAGCCUUUCUGUUUGUGUCACAGUUCCAGUGAGGCAUCUACCUCAAAUUAACUGGAAAUGCUGUUCAUAUGUUUAAAUAUGUUCAAAUGAGGUUCUGGGGAAAGUUUGCUGAUGAAAAGAAUUCUCUAAAAUUCAAGAAUACAAACAGGCUUUUGAAAUAAUUUGGGAUUUUGUCGCUCUUUAAAAUAUGCAUUUUAGAAGAAAAAGAUCCAAUCAGUAUAGGAAAAAUAUUUAUUUUUUAGGCAGCUUUUAGUCAAAACAUGAAUUUUUGAGGUCAGUUUUAUGUGUUUACUGAACUUGGGCUCUCCUCUGUCUCCUGAAGUUUCAGUCUCUUGACUCCUUGUACAGCUCUCCAGUGGGGACACCAAUGGGUCAUACUUUAAAAUUGCUUUGUGGAAAAUAGAAAGUAAACUCUGGACUAUUUAUAAAUGGAAGUCUUAAAUAGCUGUAACACUAUAAUUUCAAGGUAUUUAGUGCUCUAAUACAGGCAACUGAAAACUCUGCAUUUCUGAUUUACUAAAUCCCUGCACCUCCUUGGUGCAGGGGUUGAGCUGUUAAAUACCCUGAGUGUACAGACAGAAAUAAGACUUCAGCAGUGGUAAUCACUUCCCCAUCUUGGUUAGGAAACUGAAGAAUUAAGCAUUCAUCUAAUUGGUACUAGAAACCAUCUGCUAUGAAAAUUCUUUUGUGUGAUUUGUGCUACAGCUUUUCCACAUGCAAAUCUUUGGCAUAAAGGCCUGCGGUAAAUAAAUAGUUCAAGGGUGGUUCUUUUUUCUUUUUUCCCUUUGUCUUUUUAAUUUUUCCCCUCUUAACAGAUGAGGAAUGUGCAGCUGCCUUGAUGUGCAGCUUUCAAAGGUCCUCUCAGCACAGGGAGGCACAAAGAAACCUCAAGUUAGAGGGCAUGGACUGUCCUACCUGCCCAUCAAAUAUACAGCAGUAAGGAACCUGCUGGAGCUGGACUCCAGAGGUGGCCCAAGAAAUGUAGUCCUAUUAUCCCAAAGUGGGAUGUUUUAUGGAAUUCAAAACUGACAGAAGUUUUUACUGUGCUAGUUUAAGAUACUUACUUAAAACCUAUCUUGGAACAGUUAAUAACUUCUAUAGCUGAAGACUUCUAUUCAUAUUUUAGGCAGUUGAGGGAGUGUUUUUAUUGGUACAAAGAAAAUAAUGAUCUAGCCAUGGCUUCAUUGAGGACCAGUGGGAUUCAGGGUUAUUUGAUAAUUUCUCUUUUAAAAACACACUUAGCAGUGAAAUAUUGUUGAAUUUACAUGUAUAUGCUUCUCAGAGAGAGAUAUACAAGCAAUGUCUUUAUAUAGCUCACUGUCCUGUUGAGUUUGGUAUCAGUCAGUUAGUGAUUUCUCUGCUGCAGUACAUGCUAUACCAAUGCAGUGGGUUUAGGGAUAAAAACCCUAAAGACGGGUUUUAGAAGCCUAGUUUGGGUGUUUUCCUGCAACAGGUCUUGUGCAAGUUUGACUUAAGGAGAUUUUGAAGGCAAUUAUCCACAUGACUCAACAGAAACAACCUUUCUGAUCACAUCUAGAUUAUCCAUUUCCACCAUAGCUAAUGACAGAGAAAGUACUUCAUGAAUCAUUUGCAUAUGAAUCACACAAAGGAUGUGCCUUAUUACUCAAACAUGUAAUUUGUGAUUUAUUGCUGAUGGAUAACCCUUCUGUGGAAAUGGAGAUCUGUUUUUAUUCAGAUCAGUGUCUCAUGGUCUUCUAAACCCUGAUACCUGGUACUGCUGGGGGGUUUCCUUGUCUCCUUAUCAGUCUGUUAGGCUUAUUCUCUUACCUCAGCCUGCCUGUCCUGUUCUUCCCAGACACAUCCAGCUCUCACUGCUGUGACAAACACUUUGUCUUACCCUUUGCUUGUGCAGAAGGUGCCUGUGGUUAAAGAUUCUGAAUUGUAAUCCAGACUUUUGGCAAGUGAAGCCUUAGCAAACUCCUGGAAACAGGACUGCUGCAAAUUGAAGGCCUUUGGCCCACCACCAUCAAGCAGCCUUGUCACUGUGCGGGUGUAUGGUGUAUUCCAUGCUGGCUCUAUGUGGCUCAGACAAGAUGGGCUGAAGGACUGGAGAUUAAUCCCCUUCUUUCUUUCU
Molecule: messenger RNA, 5438 nt
Organism: Parus major (Great Tit)
Lineage: Eukaryota; Metazoa; Chordata; Aves; Passeriformes; Paridae
Gene: ODR4
Product: odr-4 GPCR localization factor homolog
Exons: 13
Coding region: 146-1432 (428 amino acids)
Biological process (GO): intracellular protein localization
Cellular component (GO): endomembrane system
Source: RefSeq, a predicted model, not a curated record